Ilyonectria robusta is the source of this 828-nucleotide messenger RNA. RefSeq lists its product as uncharacterized. The record is from RefSeq and is a predicted model, not a curated record. Lineage: Eukaryota; Fungi; Ascomycota; Sordariomycetes; Hypocreales; Nectriaceae. The transcript has a single exon. The coding region runs from base 1 to 828 and encodes 275 amino acids.
AUGUACGAGGCUGGGAUGGACGAAGAAAGUGCCUUCCAUGUCUUCAACGUUGCAGCAGAUCAAUACCAUCGAGCUGAAGCCCUCCAGCGUACAGGUGCCAUAGAUAUCACCUGCAACCUUGAAAAGGUGGUCCACGGGGCCAUGUCUGCCGAUAGCGACUUCUACGCGACCCUGAUAGUGAUGCAAUGGCAAUUCCAACCGAAGGGCUCGCGUCGGAUUUCCGAAGCCACCAUCACGCUUACUUUUGAGGCCGGCUCGGACGAUGGAGAGGUUGAGAUUGAGAAAAUCUCCUUUGCCGAUGUGUACAGUCUGAUGCCGGCAACCCAAGAGGAAUCUGUCACCAAGGGAGGAGAAGCCACCAUCGGGGUUGAGCAAAUUGCAAAUCUCAGUUUGACGGGCAAAUGGGAGAAGACGGUCUCUUCAGCCACUUCAGAUGCUAUUACGCUGAGCGGCGGAAAGCGUCUUGUCGACAACAAGCCCCCCAACCGCAUCGCGACAUGGACACUCUCUGAGAACGAGUCACAGCCAGCUGGGAUUCCUGCCUCACUGAAGGUUGCAUUGCUUGUCUCGAGAAACGAUGAGGAAAAGUUCUUUUGCAAACUGGAUUUUACUUGCAAGACGGAUCUUAAAACCUCCUUCCAGCGCCUUUUCAAAAAGAUUCCCAAGGACGACGCUAUUGUUUUCCAGCCAGACCCUGAAGACAAAGGGACUCAUCCGAACAAGAAUGUUACGUAUGGUGACGAAGAGUUGGGAAGCGUUGAUCCGAACGAUCUUUGCGAUGUUACGUUCAGAACUCUCAUAAAAAAUGGUCAGAAGACAUGGAAGUAG